AUGCUCAACCAGAGACUUCUCACAAAGGACAAUGGCACCGACGGCCAUCUCGUCGAGAAGCUGUACGUCGCCGAGGCAGCAACUUGCGAUUCUCACUGGUAUCUCGCCAUGACCAUUGAUCGGGAAAACUACCAGCCCGCCAUCAUCGUCUCCAAAGAGGGCGGGGUUGAACUCGAUGUUCUCAUUAGCGAACAGCCUGACAGCCUGUUUACCUUUGGCUUUGGCAUGUCGGAAGGCAUCAACAAUGCCUUGGUGCAAGACAUCCAGCAGCGUCUGGGCACAACGGACCAAGAAAUGGCAAAAUUGACCCAUAUUCUAACCCAAAUGUACAGCAUCUUCCGAGACCGAGAAGCCACACAUCUUGAAAUUAAUCCUCUGGGGCGAUCACUCGACGGUUCCUUCACCAGCUUAAACGCCAUUUUCACGUUUGACAAGGCCGCCGAACAAAGGCAGGAAGAAGUCUCUGCGCUACGCGACAAGACGCAAGAAGUCCCCGACGAAGUGGAAGCCGAAAAACACGGCCUGGUGUACGUCAGAAUGGACGGGGACAUUGGCAACGUCGUCAACGGCGCGGGUUUAGCCAUGGCCACAAACGACGCCAUUGGGUUCCACGGCGGUGCGAGCGCCAACUUUCUCGACGCCGGUGGAAAGGCGACCAAAGAGACCAUGAUUCAGGCAUUCCGAAUCAUUACGCGCGACGAGAGAGUCAAGGCCAUUCUGGUCAACAUUUACGGCGGCAUCACGCAAUGUGACAUGAUUGCUGAGUCGAUUAUUGGCGCAACGAGCGAGUUGGACAUCCGAGUGCCCAUGGUUGUGCGGCUGCAGGGCACGAAUUCCGAAAAGGGAUUAAAGAUGCUCGAGGAUGCAAAUCUGGGGCUGGUCGUGGAGUCGGACUUUGGGCAGGCGGCGAAGCGGGCGGUUGAACUUGCAGAGUCGAGAUAG
Messenger RNA from Metarhizium acridum CQMa 102, 942 nucleotides. RefSeq lists its product as uncharacterized. Gene Ontology annotation, biological process: succinyl-CoA metabolic process; tricarboxylic acid cycle. The record is from RefSeq and is a predicted model, not a curated record. NCBI's taxonomy places the organism in Eukaryota, Fungi, Ascomycota, Sordariomycetes, Hypocreales, Clavicipitaceae. Gene Ontology annotation, cellular component: succinate-CoA ligase complex; mitochondrion. Gene Ontology annotation, molecular function: ATP binding; succinate-CoA ligase (ADP-forming) activity.